Molecule: messenger RNA, 7909 nt
Organism: Psylliodes chrysocephalus
Lineage: Eukaryota; Metazoa; Arthropoda; Insecta; Coleoptera; Chrysomelidae
Source: the annotation of a GenBank genome assembly
GCUUUCAACCGUAUUUCGUUCGCCGAGACUUCGGCUUCGAUCGUCGAGGCUCGUUCGCUCGCCGUUUCCCCGAUCAAAGUUAGUCUUUUGUGAGCUUUCAGUGUGAGUGGAUGCUACGCAGUUUUAUCUUUUCAAGGACAUUUGAACUACUGGAAAAUAACUUUUAUGGAUUGUAAUGAAACUUUGUGCUGUGCUUUUGAUUAGUGGAUAAGUGAUUUCUUUAUUUUUUGGAUCAUCAGCAAAGACCCGCAAAAGAAAACCCAACGAAACAGAACCGUCAUCCACGAAACCCCGUAAUAAUUUCAACACAAAAGAAGACUUAGAAAACAAACAGACUCGUCGACGCACCCCCACCAACCGCACCGCAAACUCGAACAAGAAAAAAAUCCUCCUAGAAGAAACCAACAACUCGAAACUACGAGAAAUCAAAGUCCAAGUCGAGGAUUGCUUCCAAAAGAACUCGGCUUUGUCGCUGCUCUACCAGCAGAAAUUAGAGGAACGCGAGGCGAACCGACUCAAAGAGGAGGAUUUAAGUACUGCGGACGAAGCGGAACAGUCUCCAUCAUCGCCGGAUCCGAGUCCGGUUGACGGCGACGUCAGCAAUGGCAGUAGCGGAGCUAGUGUCGAGUUAGUGAGUGUGAGUGUACGUAGUGACGAUGUGCAGUGUGAAUCUAUGCCUGCUGCGAAGGAAGUGGUGAAUGGUGAUUUAAACGGUAGUGAAGAGGAUUGUGUGAUAGUGGCUCAAACUAGGACGAGUAUAACGCCAAAUAAGACAGUGGAGCAAGGACAUUGCUCUAUUAGAGGUGACGAUGACGUGCCGUUGGUGUCGUCCUCGCCUUCUCCCUACGUCGUCAGCAGAAUGGAUCUCAUCGGCGGCGUCGUUGGAGGCGUUUCGGACGCAUCGUCGGCAUCACCAUCAGGGUGCGGACUGCUUCUGCGCUUUCCGGAUGAUCGCAGCGAUUCGGGCGUGAGUUCAUUGCGUUCGUGUAUCAGCAGUGGCGAUGAGCGAUCGGGUUCUAGAUCGAGCGCCCUGAGCUCCACCGACGAACCCACUUCAUCGUCCUCCUCAUCGUCGUCGUCGUCAAGCAGCAGCAGUAGCGGCGGCGGCCACAACAGCGUCCCGGCGGCGACAUCGUCUUACCACCGCCCGUCUUCUGCGGGAGGCCUGCCUCAGCAGACGUCACGUAACAGGUCACCUUUGUACAUCCCAGCUUCUUCGCCGGCGUCAUCGAUACAACAAAGACACCACGAAGUUAGCAACGAGCCGGUAAGGGUCUGGAGAGACCCUAACCUGUUGCUCGAAGAGCCGCAUGUUCGGCACAUACACAGCGUUCAGCAUCAGACGCUACUAAUGUCACACUCUAAUACCCCUGCCAGCGCGUCAGCCGGCCCGCCGCCCCCGUCGUCAGUAGCUUCGGUAGCCGCCGCCGCAUCCCAUCCAUCAGCCACCGCCCUCGGCGCCUACCCCGUAGUACCCCCACCUCCAUCCUUGAUGGCGCCCCAUGUACCCCUAGCGGGCCAUCACCCGCACCUAUCGGCCUCGCACCAGCUCUACCACCCGGCCGCCCAGUUCACCGACAUGCUGUGGAAAAGCCAAAGAACCCACGCGGCCUACGGCAUGCCCACUCACAUGCUGGCCGCCGCCCAACAGUCAGGAGCCCAUUCGGGUGCCUCCACCGAAGAAUUGCUCGCCGUCCGAGAACAAGUCAUGCAAGACAGGGAACGGCAGGAAAGAAUGUACCGCGAACGGCAGAACCAGGAGCUCGAGAAGCAAAAAGAGAAGGAACGAAUGGAGCGAGAUAAGCAAGAACGAGAAAAGAUGGAGAGGGAGAGAGAACGACAGGAAAGGGAAAAGGAGGAGAAGGAAAGGCAGGAACAAGCGUUGCAUAAUCAUUUCGAGAAAUCUUUAAGAGCAGCUCAGCCAAAGAGGGAACCCUGGAACCCGAUAACGGGCAGACCGACCCAAGCCAGGACUUCUAGUCUAUCGGAAGACGACAGGAAGCGAGUGGAAGAGAUGCACCACAGGGAACAGCAAAGGCAUAUGCCUUCGGCGAGGGACAACCGCGACCAUCGAGCUUACUACACCAACGUGCAAAGAACGUCGAACGUACCGACCAAAGCUGAUUAUCCCCCGCCCGCGCAUAGUCGCGGCGUUCCCAAACCACAAGACAAAGUCUCUGCCAUGAAUGUCCACCAACAGAUGCCCAAGAACGAUCUAAGCAUGUACGGCUAUACUUCCCAUCUCGCUCAAAAUACCUUCUUCGAACCAAAGAUUAAAUCCGAGAUGCACAAAGCGCAACCGAGCGGCUUGGUCGUGACCAAAUCCGGCAACUUGGACAGGGAUGGUACGGCGAUGGUUAGCGAAAUGAAAAAUUCCGUCAUCGUUAAGCACGACGGUAAAAAUCCCCAUCAUCUUGAACCGAGAGUAUCGGUAGCUCAUUCGCCCAGUCCAAAGUUGAGGAACGAGAUGCUUGGACACUACCAAUGUCCCACUGGGCAAACCAAGAGCAUCUACGAGUACAGGAGUCCUACGCAGUCACCACACCACAUGUCGCACACUCCAAGUCCGCACCAUCACGUAGAAGCGCAGAAUUUAGGCAAAGCAGCCAGCCAUCACAGGUCUAGCGGGCACGUGACGAGUUCGCAUCAUCAACGACAAAGUCCGCACGCGCAUCCGCACGCCCAGCCGCACCAAUCGCCCGAAAUUAGGUACAGCAGCCGAGCCGAAAGCCAAGCGAUGAUCUACCAAUCGUCGGCGAAAGCAAGUUACCCCUUCACGACCGCAGGUUACACGAUAUCGUCGGCGCCGCCGACCGUAGCCAAUUCCAAACCGAAAGUCAGCAGCCCGGCGCCUCACCAGAUAUUCGGCAAACCGCAUUUAGGAGGCGGCGUGCCGCCGCGACCUUCGCACGAGAACACCUCGCCGAUACCGCUCACUUCGAAACCGCCUAUCGGUGCUUCGAUUUCGCCGUCGCCCUACCAGCAAGUGUCGCAGUACCACCCGCCGCACAGUCAACCGCCGGCGGUGAUGACCUGUCCGCCCCCGCCAGCUCACAGUCGCACCCCGACCAGCGUCAUGGAUCGAUUCAAUCAAUCGACGCCCGGAUACGUGCCGAGCGGGUUAUCGGUCAAAUUGAUCGGGCCGGGAACUUCUCCGCCUACGGCGACGUCGGCUCCCAUGCAGAUAUCGAGAUCGCAUCAAGCUUACUCGCCGAAUAUGGUCGGGAAUUCACAGGUACAGAGCCAGCCCUUGGAUUUAGGCAUCAGCUCCAACAAGACUGAAAACAACCAAUGCAUGUCGCCGAAACGAAAAUCCAACACACCGGUAGGCGAUAUCGGCAAUCCGGUUUGCCUGGAAGUGAAAAAACGCAAGAUCGAAUCUUCGCCAGCGGUCAGUAUCGCGAGCAGCACCUCUCCGCCGGCAAUGAGUGUCUUCGGCAUCUCUAACUCGCCCAUCGCGUCUCCGCAACUCGCCCGUGUCAGUGAACCGAGUCCGUUGAUAGUCAGUGCCGCGACCACCAUCACCACGAUGGUGAACACGGCCGCGUAUAGGACACCACCGACAACCAGUAUGAUCUCGCAAACCGUCGCUUUACUGCCGGACAGUUUGCCCGAUGUAAGCGUGACCGCCGUAACGAUAGAUCCGCCGCGGCCCGCUUCGAUAGGCGAGCAGAGUCCCAAACCAGCUACUCCUACAAUACCGGCAAGCAACAGCCCCGCGCCUGUCAGCACCGCGUCUACUCCUACUCCACCGGCUAGCGUCACGCCAGGCCCUAGCGACGAACAGCCUGGAACGCCGGUCAAAGUCAACCCUAGCAUGGUCGAUUCGGAAAAGAGCAGCAGUCCUGGACCGAUGAAACCAUCAAGCGCUAGUUAUCCAGUGAGGCAUUUGAAGAAGGCAUGGCUGCAGAGGCAUACGGGAGAGGACGCCGAAGAUACCACCGGCGUCAUAGGAUCCGGAAGUUGCGUAACGUUACCGUUGAAUAUUAAAGCGACCACACCACCGACAGUCGCCGCUGCCAUCGCUACCACUAAUCCGGUCAAAGAGAACCCCGUCAACUCGAUACAUUCGAUCGGAUCGAUGGCCGUCAACAGCAUCAACAAGAUCAAGCACUUCUCCAACAAAGCCGCGAACCGGAAAACUCCGAAGGAGAGCAACGUUAACGGCGAUGCCAAAAACGAUGAUUCAUCGAGCAGCGACCAGGAGCGAGGUCGCAAAUCGCCGCCCAAGCGCAAGCCACCGAAAGUGAAGCGAAAAAAAGGCGGGGGGUCCGCGACGAAGAAAGCCGUCGACGACAAAAAGAGGAAGAGCGGACCCCAAGCGCAGCAACAGCCGACGGCGACAGCGGCGGCAAGCGAAAGCGGAAGCGACAGCGAAAAGGAAAGCGGCAGCGACAAGGACAACAGCGACUCCGGAGCCAGCGGAUCAGCGCCCGGCAGCAAAAAGUCGUCGGGCAGCUGCGGCAGCAACAACAACGGCGGCAACAAGGACCAGCAGCAGCGAAAGCGCGGCCGAAAACCGAAAGGGUCAAAAAACGAUAAAGGCGAGGAGCCACGACCGAAGAAGAGCAAAGACGAAAUCCCGCCCCCGCGUGACCCCUUUCGCAAACCACCAGUGGGGCAAUUGAAGAAGACGGGAGAGAGCUUUCUGCAGGACGGGCCGUGCUUCGAGGUGGCGCCCAAGUUGGCCAAGUGUCGGGAGUGCAGGUGGACGCCGAAUCAGCGUUCUAAGAAUAUGCCGAAUAUUUUUUGUCGGUUUUACGCGUUCAGAAGGCUGAGGUACACCAAAAACGGGCAGUUGGCCAUCGCGGGGUUCUCCGAUCCGCACAAGGACGCUAUGGAGGAGGACAUAAGGCUGUGGCUUCCGAAUUCUGACACUCCACCAUCAGAUUUGGAUCUGGAAACAUCCAGGUUUCUUCUCAAACAAGUUGGUGAUCAUUUUUGUGAUUUAUUAGUACAAGAAAAAGAAGCGAAUGCAGAGCAUUUAUCAGAUGAUAAAACUGUGGCGUGGAAGCGAGUUGUACAGGGAGUUCGUGAGAUGUGUGAUGUAUGUGAAACGACUUUAUUCAAUUUUCAUUGGGCGUGUGGGAAGUGUGGAUUUGUUGUUUGUUUAGAUUGCUAUAAGAGUCGUAAACGAGGCGCCAUCAAAGUAUGGGGCGAACCCAACAAGGACCGCGACGACUACUCGUGGCUGCUGUGCACCAAUCGACAGGUGCACGAGCAGGAAAAACUGAUGCUCACCCAAAUCAUCGCCGGUGAUUCGUUGAACAAGCUGGGCAAGAUGGUGCACGAGAUGCGAGACUUGUGGAACGUCGAACAGUUCUGCGCGUGCCUGGCGGCCAAAGAAUCGAUACAAAGCAACAAGGCAGCCUCUAAUCAACAAGUCAGGGAUAUCGUCAGGUCCAUAUUGGGUGAUAAAGUGAAUGGGAUCAAGGAGUUCAAGGAUGAGAACGACUCCGGCAACGACCGCGAAGUGAAAAAAGAGGGCAGCAGCAGUGAGGACGAGGGCAACUUCUCCACGCUGCGCGAACUGCUUAUUCGACCGUCGCACAAACCGAACGGCUCGCGAGCAGCCUCUCCCAUCGCCAAGAACGAGUCGAAGAAGAAAACCGCCCCGCCGACGAAGCCCGCCGACCUCGACGACGUCAUUUCGAGCGUCAUCGAGGACAGCGUACCGCAGAAGACCGUCGAAACGCCGACCGAGCCCAAGAACGAGCUGAAGCACUUCGUCAGGCGUUACAACUGGCAGGGCAAGGGUAGGGUGCAGUUGCCCAUCAGGAUAAUGACUAUGACUGAGAGCAAGAUGUUGUAUCCCAAUACGCCGCACAGUUGGUUGUGCGACGGGAAGUUGUUGAGGUUAAGCGAUCCUCUAGGCAAGGACAACUACAAGAUAUUUCAGGAUCAAUGGAAACGCGGUCAACCCGUCAUCGUUUCGGACGUCACCCGUAACACGGACAACGAUCUGUGGCAUCCAGAAGCGUUCGCUCGAGACUUUGGCGAUGAGAAGAACGAUCUAGUCAACUGUAUGACGGGCAAAGUCGUGCCCAAUCAACCCAUGCGCAAAUUUUGGGAGGGAUUCGACCAUUUCAGCAAACGCCUGAAGGACGACAGGGGCCAACCGAUGCUGCUCAAACUGAAAGAUUGGCCGCCGGGCGAAGAUUUCGCCGAGAUGCUGCCCACCAGGUACAGCGAUUUGAUGAAGGUGCUACCACUGGCAGAAUACACCCACCGAACGGGACGGUUAAAUUUAGCUAGCCGAUUACCCGAAUGCUUCGUACGUCCAGACCUCGGUCCGAAAAUGUACAACGCCUACGGCUCCGCCCUCCACCCCAGCAAAGGUACCACCAACCUCCACUUGGACAUCUCCGAUGCCGUCAACGUGAUGGUGUACGUAGGCAUCCCCAAAGACGCCGACACCGACGAGCACAUCAAGGAAGCGUUCAGAGCCAUCGACGAGGCCGGCUGCGACAUUCUAACGCGCAGACGCGUCCGUGACAAGGGGGAACUACCCGGUGCCUUGUGGCACAUCUACAACGCGCGCGAUGCCGAUAAGAUUCGUGAUCUAUUGAACAAGGUGGUGGUGGAAAAGGGUGGUCGCUUGGAACCCCAUCACGAUCCCAUUCACGAUCAGAGUUGUUACUUGGACGGGCCACUGCGCGAAAGGCUCUACAAGGAGUACGGCGUCGAGGGGUACGCGAUCGUGCAGUGCAAGGGCGACGCCGUUUUCAUACCGGCGGGAGCGCCGCAUCAAGUGAGGAAUUUGCAUAACUGCAUUAAGGUAGCUGAAGACUUUGUCUCUCCCGAAAACGUCUCGCAUUGCUUCCACUUGACGCAAGAAUUCCGCGAUCUGUCCGACACGCACUCCAACCACGAGGACAAGCUACAAAUCAAGAACAUCAUCUAUCACGCCGUCAAGGACUCCCUGUCGACGUUAAGUGCAAUAAUAAAUCGACAGUUGAAUGUCAAAAGCGAGAAAGACUCUUCGAGCAGCGAACGCAGUAACGGCAGCGGGGGCGGCGGUAGCAGCAGCACGUCGAACGACGCCGAACAUUCGGCCAAGUCGUCCGACUCUAACGAGGCGACCUGAAUAAUUCAAUGUGAUAGCGCAACGCGACUUUCUGUUUUAUCUAAAUGGUUCCCGGUUAAUAGUUUUUAUUUCGCAAACGGACUUCGAUUUCCGGUCGAAUUUGGUUUUAAAACUGUCGUCAAAUUUGCUAUUUUGCUAUUAAAUUUGUUGACAUUCUUUAAGAAGAACUUUCAAAUUAAUGUCACUCCUGAAUAUCGACUCUAAGAACUAUAUUGAUGAUUAUCUCAAUGUUUUCAUUUAUAAUGUUUAAAUGAUAUCCUUUUUACCUAUUCUAAAAUGGUAUGUUGCUUUCAGCCUUUACGUUAUUCUCCUAAUUGUCACUAAAUGAUAUUUUUUUAUUAUCCAAAAAAUCUUCCCGUUCUAUUAAUUAUCUCUUUCAUUCUACUUGAAGUAAAGCAGGAUAAGCAUUCUGCUUGAAGGACCAUGUUAUCCUUUUUUACAAAACUAUAUCUUCUAGUUAUUAUAUUGAUAUUGUUAACCAGUUAAUUUUGUGAUGUUCUUUUCCAUAUACCUCACUCCUUGUCACUUUAAAGUCAGUUCAAAGGAAUUAAUUUAAUUUGAAAGUCUUCGUGAAUGAAUUUUAGCAAAUUAAAUUGCUUGUGAGCAAAUUUGACGAAUACGUUUGAUAAUUUUUUGUAAAACCAGGCACAGAAUACGAUAUGUCGACAGUACUAUCCUCGUAGUAGUUCAAAUGAACCGCAAUAGACUGAUAGAAAAGUGAUAACUGUAAGGAAAUUUGUUGGAAAUCGCGUUUUAUUUAUGGAUCGUUACUGUCGCCAUUUUGGUACCGGAAAUCGAUAAUCUGUCGAAAUUAAAAAAAAA